Molecule: messenger RNA, 2760 nt
Organism: Aspergillus melleus
Lineage: Eukaryota; Fungi; Ascomycota; Eurotiomycetes; Eurotiales; Aspergillaceae
Product: SMP domain-containing protein
Exons: 2
Coding region: 1-2760 (919 amino acids)
Biological process (GO): phospholipid transport
Cellular component (GO): ERMES complex; endoplasmic reticulum
Molecular function (GO): lipid binding
Source: RefSeq, a predicted model, not a curated record
AUGGGUUUGCUCGCCAAAUUUCUUUUCGUCUACAUCCUUGGGGGACUCACCUUCAUCCCGCUCGUCCUGCUACUCCUCUUCCUCCAUGCGUACUUGACCCUCCGAUCCCCCCCACCGCCGGCCGACAAGCCAUGCGACCAGCCUCACGACCCCCUUCGGCGUCCCACCGACGACCAGUUCAGUCUCAAGUCCGGCACCGAUGAAUUGGCAGACAAAUUCCACCGCACCCAUGAGCCCGAUGUCGCGGCCGGAUACUUCGCCGUCUGUCGUGAAUAUGUGCCUGGUGGAGUCAAUGGGAAGCCUCCCGAACGAACCACGCCGGCCGGCGAGGUGAUCGCCGCGGAGAGCCCCAGCGUCUACCAAACUAUGUACCGGAGUUUGUUCGACCGCAAGCAGACCCCCACCAUCGAGCCGGCCAAAGCGAACGGAAGAAACGGGAAACGGGCGCGGAAUGUCUUCUUUAUUGUCUUGCGGCACGGUCACUUGAUGCUGUAUGACGAUGAACACCAGGUGGAGGUGCGCUAUGUCAUCUCCCUCGCCCACCAUGACGUGAGUAUCUACGGCGGGGAGGGGGAGAUCCAGGAGGGGGAGUUGUGGCUGAAGAGGAAUGCCAUCUCUCUCACCCGGCGGCUGGAAUCGCUGGCAGACCUCGGCGGACCGACCCCACCGUUCUACCUCUUCUCUGAGAAUUUGUCGGAGAAGGAGGAUUUCUAUUUCGCCAUGCUUCAGAAUCAGGCUCGAAUGGGGAACUCGUCGGACGGUCCGCCCAAGCAUCAAUCCUUCGAAACGAAGCAUAUUGUUGCCCUGGUUCAGCGGUUGCAUUCCUCCGAGGAACAGCUGCAGACUCGGUGGAUCAACGCCGUGCUGGGUCGAUUGUUUCUGGCAAUGUACAAGACGCCUGAAAUGGAGGAGUUUGUUCGAAAGAAAAUCACGAAAAAGAUCUCUCGAGUCAACAAACCCAAUUUCAUCAGCCGGAUCGGCCUGCAACGGAUCGACAUGGGCGAAGGAGCUCCGUUCAUCAUCAACCCGAGGCUGAAGGACUUGACAGUGGACGGCAAUUGCUGUGUGGAAACCGACGUACAGUAUACAGGCAAUUUCCGCGUGGAAAUCUCCGCCACGGUGCGCAUCGACUUGGGUCAACGGUUCAAGGCCAGGGAGGUCGACAUCGUUCUGGCUGUCGUGCUGAAAAAGCUCGAGGGUCACUUGCUGAUCCGCUUCAAGCCCCCGCCCAGCAACCGUGCCUGGAUUUCGUUCGAGUCCAUGCCGAACAUGGUGAUGGACAUUGAGCCUAUCGUCAGCUCGAAGCAAAUUACAUACGGCAUCAUUUUACGUACCAUCGAGAGCCGGAUCCGCGAGGUUGUCGCAGAGAGUAUCGUCCAACCUUUCUGGGACGACGUGCCGUUCUUGGAUACCUUGUCGCAGCGUUUCCGUGGAGGAAUUUGGCAGCGGGACAUCCCAAAGCCUGAGUCCAAGACGGAUAUACCUGAUGAAUCUGGCGAACAGCCUCAAGAAACAACUGGUCCCAAGGAGGAUUCGAUCGACGUGCUGAAAGCAAAGGACGAGCGUACAAUGAGUGCACCUACACUUUCCGAGCCCAUACCUUCCGAGGCUCUAAAGUCUCGCAAGGGCUCCAAAGGGUCCAUCAAGGAGAAUUUGGGUCAUGCUACCAGUGCUUUAACUUCCGCCAUGGAGAAAGCUGGCGGCUCCCCUCCCCGGGUGAUUCGAUCCCAGACCUUCUCCCAUGCCGCUGACCCGGUGCUCACGGCGGACAACGUGAACAUUGACAAGGCUACGUACGACGGCAGGAAUGACGAGAAAAGUAGCGCCACCAGUGCCAUGAUCGAAAUAACCAGCCGGUCACCACCGUCGUCGCCGACCAGGACGCCUAACGGUUCGCCGCCUGCAGACAGCCAACUUGGGCCCGACAGCGCCGCUGCACAGAGUCGGGAUCCGUCGAUCGUCGAAUCCAUCGAGAGCGUUGGGGACCUCAGCAAUGAUUCGCCGCGGCGGUCUUCCUCCAUUCAACACAAAGCGAGCGACUCGUCUCUGAACCUCAGAAAUGGCGGCGGCAGCUCUACUACAUCCUUGAACAACAGCAGUAAACCGCGGCGACGCACCACCUUCGAGACCCUGACCAAAUCGAUUACGUCUGCAUCCUCGGACAACAGGGCCUCGGGACCGAUCUCGAUCGGAACGGCAACUUCUGUGGCCAAGAAAUGGGGCUGGAACAUGUUUGGCAAGAGCGAGCACAACAACCAACCCGAGGCGCCUCGUCCUGCCGGCACCCCGGAGGAACCGAUCGGGCGCGGCCAUCCUCUCCCUCCUCCAGGCACUCCGCUGCCAUCCCCCGCGAGGUAUGCCUUCAAGAGGAAUGCCUCUGCAGCGCCGAAGCGCAAACCCGUUCACCUCGAUACCUCACACGGAUCCACCGAAGACGGACACAAGAGGCCCGUUCCAAAGCCACCUUUACCCCCCCGACGCAAGCCGGUCUUCAACCCGGAAGACGGCGACAACGUUCCGGAUGAACUCCUGGUUGUCGAGGCCCCCUACGAUUCGACGCCUAAUAGUCCGGCCGUCGACGUGACCCCUGAAGUGGACCUGCCCGAGCCAAAGAAGGAGCACUCGCCCUCAUCGGAGGAGACGCAGACGGACGCUCCGAGUGUCGAGAAACAUGAUCAGGAAACAGAAGAUCACGAUUCGCUGGGCCAUGGGAAACAUGGGAUGGAGAUCUUAUCGGCAACCGAUGGGAUCCUUCCGUGA